Messenger RNA from Cicer arietinum (chickpea), 2837 nucleotides. Its product is annotated as glycerophosphodiester phosphodiesterase GDPDL4-like. Gene Ontology annotation, biological process: lipid metabolic process. NCBI's taxonomy places the organism in Eukaryota, Viridiplantae, Streptophyta, Magnoliopsida, Fabales, Fabaceae. Gene Ontology annotation, molecular function: glycerophosphodiester phosphodiesterase activity. The record is from RefSeq and is a predicted model, not a curated record.
AAAAUACUAUAUUACAAAGUACAUUUUUAUAAAUAGUAUAUACUAUAAUUAAAUUUAUGAAAGUAAGAGAAGAUCAAAAAUAGCUAGGUUGUUUUUCUUCUUGAAUUCAAUACCUCACACACACAGUGGUUGGGUUGCUUCAUCACUUCACCCUUAACCGCCAAACUUGCCGGGAUGUGUAAACCACGCGCUCUCUCUGCUACACUCCCUCUGCUUCUUCUUCUUCUAAACUCUCUUUUUCUAACUCUUGUUUCUGCUCAAACUAACAAGAGAUCUGAUUGGAAUACACUUACCGGUAAUCCACCGUUGGUCAUAGCACAUGGUGGUUUUUCGGGGAUAUUUCCCGAUUCAAGUGGUGCUGCUUAUAGUUUGGCCUUACAAACGAGCUUACCGGAUGUUGCUCUAUGGUGUGAUGUGCAAUUGACAAAAGAUGCAGCUGGGAUUUGCCUUCCAAAUGUCAACCUUUUAAAUUCUACUUACGUUUCAAUUGCUAUCCCAAAUAAAACUACGAGUUACUCGGUUAAUGGUGUAUCCACCCGUGGCUAUUUUUCCGUGGAUUACACCUUGGAGGACUUAUCCAAUGUCUUCUUAUCUCAGGGAGUAUUUUCUCGGUCAGCUCUGCUUGAUGCCAAUGGUUAUUUAAUUCUUACUGUUGAUGAUGUAGUCAAAUCAGUGGCGCCACAAAAACCAAAUCUGUGGUUGAAUAUUCAGCAUGAUGCGUUCUAUACACAGCACAAGUUGAGCAUGAGAAGCUAUGUACUUUCAGUUUCUAGAAGAGUGCCUGUCAGUUAUAUCUCAUCGCCCGAGGUUGGUUUUCUGAGAAGUAUUACAACACGCUUCGACCCAAAAAUAACGAAACUUGUCUUCAGGUUUCUCAAUCAGGACGAUACAGACCCAUCAACCAAUCAAACUUAUGGUUCACUAUUAAAAAAUCUUACGUUUAUCAAGACAUUUGCUUCCGGAAUUCUUGUUCCCAAGGAAUACAUAUGGCCUGUAGAUGCUAGUCUUUAUCUACAACAACAUACCACUUUGGUUUCAGAUGCACAUAAAGCUGGGCUGGAAGUUUAUGCAUCAGAUUUUUCAAAUGAUGUUGUAAAUAGCUAUAAUUACAGUUAUGAUCCUCUUGCUGAGUACCUUCAAUUCAUCGAUAAUGGUGACUUCUCUGUUGAUGGUGUGCUGACUGAUUUUCCCAUAACUCCAUCCGAAGCUAUAGGUUGCUUUGCUCACCUAGGUGCCAAUGCUACACGAAAAGAUAAAACAUUGAUUAUCUCAAAAUAUGGAGCAAGUGGAGAUUAUCCAGCUUGUACUGACUUGGCAUAUAAAAAUGCCAUAUUAGAUGGUGCGGAUGUUCUUGACUGUCCUGUUCAAAUAUCAAAGGAUGGAAUACCAUUUUGCUUAAGCUCCAUUGAUCUUUUUGAGAGUACCAACGUUGCUCAAUCAAGCUUCAGCGGAUAUGCCAUGACUAUCCCUGAGAUUAAAUCUAGCAGUGGCAUAUUCACAUUCAACUUGACAUGGGCUGAUAUAAAAGGCCUGACCCCCUCAAUAAUCAACCCUUAUACAAAAUACACAUUGUUCAGGAAUCCAAAAUAUAAGAAAGCUGGGACAUUUGUAACAUUAUCAGAUUUCUUAUCGUUGACAAAAAAUCAUACUUCUCUAUCUGGAGUCUUGAUCAUAGUUGAGAAUGCAGCCUAUCUUGCAGAAAACCAAGGAUUUAGUGUGACCGAUAAGGUCAUUGAUGCUUUGCGCAAAGCAGGUUAUGAUAAACCAGGGAGCCAAAAGGUUUAUAUUCAAUCCACUAAUAGCUCUGUACUUCUGAAAUUCAAGGAGAAAACCAAUUACGAGCUUGUCUACAAGAUUGACGAGACUGUCAGUGAUGCUGCCAACGCAGCUGUUGAGGAUAUAAAAACGUUUGCGGGUUCUGUGGUUAUCAACAAGGACUCGGUAUUUCCUCAGAAUAGUGGCUUCAUAACGGGAGCUACAAAUACUGUGCCAAAGCUUCAAGCUUCUAAUCUCUCAGUUUUUGUAGAAACAUUCAGCAAUGAGUUUGUAUCUCAAGCGUGGGAUUUCUUCUCAGAUUCAACUGUGGAGAUCAACUCAUAUAUUCAGGGAGCAGGAAUUGAUGGGGUCAUCACAGACUUCCCUAAAACUGCUAGUAGAUACUCAAGAAACAAAUGCUUAAACUUGGGAAAGAACACACCUCCUUACAUGGAAGCUGUUGAAACAGGUGGUCUUUAUUCAAUCAUUAGCCCUCAAUCAUUGCCUCCAGCUCUGGCUCCAAUCCCACCGUUGACAAAAUCUGAAGUGGUAGAGCCACCUUUGCCUUCUGUUGUUGCUGAAUCAGCCCCAGCUUCUAGCCCUGCUGCCGGAACCAAGUCGCCACCUGGAAAUGCGCAACCUAAGGUUACUGUCUGUUUCUUCUUAUCCAGUAUGGCUGUGUUUGUUGCUUCUCUUCUUCUGCUUUGAGUGAAAAGGGGCAUGACACUUUUGGCUUCACACUGCAUGAAUAAUAUUCCACAAUUUUUAUUUAUUUUUAACUUAGAUGGAGCAAAUUCUUUCCCUUGUAGCUAUGCAUGUUCAUUCUAAGUUCUCCAAUGGCUUCUUGGGUUUGUACUAUGAGUACAAAAUUCUGAGUGGUAUAUAUCUACGAAUUCAUUUUAGAUGUGUAUCUUGUAUCUUUUGUUGUAACAUAUAUCUAUAUAAUUAUAUUUGUUGGUGUGCACUCGGAAUUAGAUAAACAAAUUAAUGUUCGGAUGAAGCUUUUUUGAGAAUCAUCCAGAGCAUGUGCAUUGUUAAUUGUUUCAAUAUAAGUAGAUUUUGUUUUGAUAGUUCUCAAUUUA